Messenger RNA from Fusarium tjaetaba, 285 nucleotides. RefSeq lists its product as uncharacterized. NCBI's taxonomy places the organism in Eukaryota, Fungi, Ascomycota, Sordariomycetes, Hypocreales, Nectriaceae. The record is from RefSeq and is a predicted model, not a curated record. The transcript is spliced from 3 exons. Bases 1 to 285 code for a protein of 94 amino acids.
AUGAAGUACUCAGCUGUUGCUCUUCUCGCCCUCGCCCAGGGCAUUGUUGCUAUCCCAUCCCUGCUUGGGCAGAUUAAGCAGAGCCAGUCCAAGGUUCUGGUGCCUGAUCAGGAUAUAUCUCUUUCUAUCAAGCUUUCGCAGGUACCUAUGCACAGGGACAAGCCCCAAACUAAGCAGCAUGAUAUCUGCUGGCUUCUUUGUGCUUCUGAGGAGAUUGAGUGCCCAGAUAAGGCGAUUGCUGGACUUGCUGCCGCAAUUCUUAAACGCUAUGCCGAGCAGUCUUGA